AUGAUAGGUCAUUCUUUUUUACAUGGAGGUCCUUGUCUUUCUGGACUGAGUUUACCUGUGGUCAUCCUUCUAACUGGAGGGAAUGCUGACAGCGCGGCUUCAGCUCUGACACUGCAGGAUUGCCCAGACCUAGACCACAGGGAAACCAUUAGUUUGCUCAAGAAAACACAACUCACUGAAGAAGAAAUGACUCGAUUGACAAAUCUUUGCCUUUUCUGGGAUCUCCCUGUUCCAUCGUUGCGUAAUCGAGACUGGCUGUUUCAACAGCUGUUGUCACAUGCUGUACUUGGACGUGUUAAGUGCCAGAUUAAAGAUUUGAGAAAAGGCAUCAAAGACACCGGCAUCUGGCCACUUCUCUCCCAGAGACUAGACAGUCACCACAUUGUUUUCCCAAGGGAGUCAGUUCAGGACAUUACAUCACAGGGAAUUCUUCAGAAAAUUGUAUGGCCUAAACCUGUGGACAAUAUGGAUUAUGAGGACAAUGAUGACUCCAUUACUGUUGAAAAAAUGUGUGUCAUCACAGGCUAUAUGCGAAGAUUUAUUGAAGAAGCAUCACCAACCAUGCUGAAUCACCUAAUGAAGUUCUGGGUGGGAUGGGAGUUGCCAGAAGAAAACCUGGAGUUAGAGUUGGUGACUGCCAAGUUCCCUGUUGCAUACACAUGUUUCAAAACAUUGCGCCUUCCCUGUCACUACAAGAGCUACGCUGCAUUCAGAAACAGUCAAGAAUAA
Molecule: messenger RNA, 729 nt
Organism: Sinocyclocheilus rhinocerous
Lineage: Eukaryota; Metazoa; Chordata; Actinopteri; Cypriniformes; Cyprinidae
Exons: 6
Coding region: 1-729 (242 amino acids)
Molecular function (GO): ubiquitin-protein transferase activity
Source: RefSeq, a predicted model, not a curated record